AUGUUGUCGAUAUCACUGAAAGCUUCUUUAGAUCUGCGGGAGGUCUUCUGUCUGCACGGUGUAGACCACGCGCAGGCUUAUAGGUUUGAAUCCAGCAAGUUUCGUCGACCAACCAUCACCUCCGAUCUAUCGCCGCACCACCCGUCGCCACCCUCCUCUCCGGUCGCAUCUCCGAUCGCCGCCUCCGAACAACAAGCGUUACUUCUCGAUUUCAACGAACAGGGGCAUCUGAAGGCUGCUUCGUUGAAAACAAUGCCACUGCCUUUUCCAGAUCUUUGUGCUCGUCUUUUUGAUGGAAAUAGUGCCACUGGUAAUUUUAGGAGUUACUCAACCCAAUCAUCUUCAGUAGCUGGAGCAUCCUCUUGUCGUCUUCCACAACUUCAGAUUACCACCACCCCUUUUCUUGCAUUAGAUGAUGAUGGUGAUGACACUUGUCAUUAUGCUAGUGAGACUUUUCAUGAGCCACCACCUUCUGCUGCUUCACCUUCUGUUGGUUCACCUUCUUCUGCUUCACCUUCUACUGCUUCACCAUCCGGUUACCCCAACAAAAGGGCUAAACGCUCAAAUCCUAAGGCUCCUAGUACCUCAUCGUCUGCUUCUUCACUUGAUGAAACUUCUAUUACUGCUGAUGAUUUAGCAUUUGAAAUGAAAAAAGCUCUACAAAGUUUGACUAAAUGGUAUACAAUUCCUCAAUGUUUAGAGAAAUUAGAGGUGAUUCAGUUAGGCCCUACAGAUCCUUUACGCUUUGUUGCAUAUCAUAUUUUUGGAGGGACUAUGAACAUGAGAGAGAUGUGGAUGCAUUUUCCCGAUGUUCCAAAGAUAUUACUAGGAUGGCUUGAGAUGAUAGGUACAAGUUUACGAGUUUUGAAGGACGGAAAUAUUGUCCGAUGAUUUUUAUUGUGUUGAAACUAUUUAUUAGGUCCUUUUGCUUUUAUUUGAACUAUUUUGUUAGGUCUUUUGCCUUUGUUGAAACUAUUUUUUGAUAUUUUGCUACUUGGAAUAUGUUUUAUCUAAUGUGUUUUUGCUACAUGUAAUAUGUUUUAUCUAAUGUGUUUUUGCUACAUGUAAUAUGUUUUAUCUAAUGUGUUUUUGCUAGUUGAAAUAUGAUUUAUGUAAUGUUUUUUUUGCUACUUGAAAUAUGACUUAUGUAAUGUUUUUAUAAAAGGUCUACUUUGUUGAUUUUAGAUUCAUAAUGGAUCACGAUCAAAAGUUACGUCUCGUAAUUCUUAUGUACCUAU
This is a messenger RNA of Lactuca saligna, 1238 nucleotides long. NCBI's taxonomy places the organism in Eukaryota, Viridiplantae, Streptophyta, Magnoliopsida, Asterales, Asteraceae. The record is from the annotation of a GenBank genome assembly.